CCACUUCUUGUCUCCCUUCUGCUUGUUUUCUCUUCAAAUCCGCACCUAUACAGGCACCCUUCCCCGAGCUGCUAAACAAAUUAAGGUAUGUACUUUAGUACUCGGCUCAAAAAGUCCCGGGGGUGUCAGUGUAUCACUUAAAUUGGUAAGAUGCCUACCUGCCGGCGGCAGUGCAGUGCUGCCACUUACAUACCACUUGCGGACUUGGUAGUAAUAGCAUGCUGUACAACAGUAGGACCAGGCACCUUGUUGCUGCAGAGCACAUGCCAACCUAUUCGCCAAGUACGGCGCAAACAACCUGACGAACGGCCACUUCUGCCUCGUCGUCGUCGUCGCGUCAUCUGCUUUUGGUAUGCAUGAUGCAUGUGUUGGUUGCCCCCAAAAGGCGAGACACGGCAUGAUUGGAACAGUUACCAAACCCCAAGUUUGCUUGUCUGUUUCUUAAUGAACCCGGACCACACUCCGGCCGUAACAAAAGUCAUCUCUAUGCCUUGUUCGUGUUUUCUUGCAGCGCCCGUCGUCCUUGGCAGAGCUGUGGCUGCUCUCCUGCCAAUAGUGAUGUGCGGGAUGGUGGCGUGGCGUCUUUCUCCCUGACUAGGAGUCAAUAAAAUAGUUCACAGUGGAAAAGCUCAGAUGAAGAAGAAGAAUAAAAAGUGACAGGUUUCUUUUGGGGUGCAGUAGGGAGCAAUAUUUGAUGGAGUAGAAGAAAAAGAAAGGAAAUGAGCACCGGUGGCAAAGCUAGCAGAGACAGAUCUCAGCCACAGCUGACAAGGACCAGCCAGAUUUCUGCAAAGCUCAGCUGGCAAUCGUAACCUGGUGUGCCUUACAUGAAGCUGUCUCCUUGUCAAGGGAACUUUUAUCAAAUCUAAUU
This is a messenger RNA of Trichoderma asperellum CBS 433.97, 871 nucleotides long. The record is from RefSeq and is a predicted model, not a curated record. NCBI's taxonomy places the organism in Eukaryota, Fungi, Ascomycota, Sordariomycetes, Hypocreales, Hypocreaceae.